Molecule: messenger RNA, 1443 nt
Organism: Chenopodium quinoa (quinoa)
Lineage: Eukaryota; Viridiplantae; Streptophyta; Magnoliopsida; Caryophyllales; Amaranthaceae
Product: protein FAR-RED IMPAIRED RESPONSE 1-like
Exons: 3
Coding region: 1-1443 (480 amino acids)
Biological process (GO): regulation of DNA-templated transcription
Source: RefSeq, a predicted model, not a curated record
AUGUACGGUUGUUUUGGUAGGCAGGUGAAUGGAGUGGAUCAAUUGACUUUUACUCAAAAAGACUUGACGAAUGCGGUGGCUGAGGAGGAGAAAAAGAGACUGGAGCUUACCGAGGGUGAUGCAAAUGGGAUGAUUGAGUACUUCAACAAAAUGAGUGCAGAUAAUCAAAAUUUUUUCCAUCUGUGUAGGUUUGGGAAGGAUGGUUCCUUACAAGAUGUUGUAUGGGUGGAUGCGAGGAGCAGAGCUGCCUAUGAGGAGUUUGGCGAUGUUGUCUGUUUUGAUAGUACGUACUUGACUAACAAAUUCCAUUUGCCCUUUGCUGUAUUUCUUGGUGUGAAUCACCACAGACAGAGUAUAUUGUUUGGUUUUGCAUUGAUCUCUCUCGAGAGAGCAGAAACGUAUGAGUGGGUGAUGAGGACAUGGCUGCAUUGUAUGGGCGGUAAAGACCCUACAACUAUUCUGACGAAUCAAGAUCCGGCAAUUAGGAAAGCUGUGCAUUGUACAAUGGCUGAAACGACCCAUAGGUGGUGCAUAUGGCACAUCCUACAGAAAUUUGGGCUCUAUGAGGAACGAGUAAUGUGGAUUCCCGCGUAUUUGAAACAUUUAUUCUGGUCUGGGAUGAAAACGACUCAACGUUCAGAGAGUUUUAAUCAUUUUUCUAAAGGGUAUGUUGACAAGCAUACAACGUUGUCUCAGUUUGUUAUUCGGUAUUGCGAUGCUAUGACAGUAAGGGCCGGGGCCGAAAGAAUGGCAGACUCGAACACACAACGGUAUGUGAGGCAUUUAGUGACUGACUUCCCAGCGGAGGUGUUGUUUCAAAAAUGCUAUACGGAUGCAAAAUUCAAAGAAGUGCAGGGACUGUGCAAGAAGAUGUUGUAUGUUCGUCCCCUAGAUCACUAUGAAAUUGGUACUAAUCUAAUUAAGUUUAUUAUCGAAGACCGUGUUUGGAUCAAGCCUAAAAAUGCGAAGAAGGAUGAAGUGACAAAGAUUCGUAGAUGCUACCGGUGUCAUGGGAUCAUUUUUCGACAUAUGAUUCUUGUGUAUGACCUUAAUGGAGUAACUGUUGUUCCUGAGAAGUAUGUACUCCGUCGUUGGAGGAAGGACGUACAACGGAAACACACACGAGUAAAAGUUGCUUACCAUGAUCCAUUGACUACUGAUGAAGUGAGGAAUUAUCACAAUCUUAUGGGGACGUACGAACCUAUUUGCUCUAAGGCUUCCAUUUGUAAGGAGGCAGUGCAGGCUGUCAAAGAGAUGUUGCAUCUCAUGGAUCUGAGAGUGGAUGAAGUUCUAGCAAUGGUUGCAAAAAGGCAGCUUGCAGGAGGGAAUGAGAAUGGUCCUGGUGAGGAUGAAGGUGUACAUGGAGUUGUCCGAACGCCGUCUUCUGUGGCACAGAACAAGGGGCCUGAGGAGACAAACACACCAAUGACAGUGGCAUCAUGA